GGCGGAGAGAGUGGUGCGUGGCUCAGUCUCGGAAGUUUCGCUCCGGGCAGAUGGAGAGUUGCGCGGCCGGAGAGAUGAGCCUGGAGGCGGUGCUGGAGGAGCGCUACUCGGCCUCGGCGCUGCGUGUCCUGCGGGCGGAGGCGGAGGGGCUGCGGGAGAGGCUGGUCUCGUCGGCGGUGCGGGGCAGGAAGAGGCUCCGGAGGAGGGUGACGGUGGGGCGGAUCCCGCUGGGAGAGUGCCUGAGGCAGCUGGAGCAGACCCGGCGCCAGUGGGAGGCCAAGGCCCGGGGAGAGCCAGAGGGCACUCCGCUGAGUGAGGAGGCCCAGGUGACGCUCCUGAACCUCCUGGAGAAGGGCCUGGCCCUGAUGGAGAGGGUGGAGGCCCUGCAGGAGAGGAAGAGCAGGAGGAGCCCGAGGAGGAGGAGGAGGAGGAAGGAGAAGGGCGGGGAAGGGCAGGAGCAGGACCCUGGAGGAGGGGAGCGCUCUGGAGACAGCGCAGCCAGGGAUGGAGCUGGGACCAGGCACAGCCAAGGAGAAGAAGGGGAGGAAGACCCCGGAGAGGAGGAAGGGCACCAUGGGAGCCACACUCAUGAAGGGGAUGGAGACAGUGCGGGUGAGCCUCAGGAUGGAGACAGCGAUGGAGAGGAAGACAAGGGUGCAGCCAGGGAUGGACCUGGGACCAAAUACAGGAAGGAAAAGGAAGCAGAGGAAGACCCCGGAGAGGAGGAAGGGCACCAUGGGAGCCACACCCAUGAAGGGGAUGGAGACAGUGCGGGUGAGCCUCAGGAUGGAGACGGUGAUGGAGAGGAAGACAAGGGUGCAGCCAGGGAUGGACCUGGGACCAAAUACAGGAAGGAAAAGGAAGUAGAGGAGGAAGGGCACCAUGAGAGAGACAGUGAGGGAGGUGACACUCAUGAAGGGGAGGAAGACAGCGGUGGGAACAAUGAGGGUGAGCAUCAUGAUGGAGACGGUGAUGGAGAGGAAGACAAGGGUGCAUCCAGUGAUGGACCUGGGACCAAACACAGCAAGGGAAAGGAAGCAGAGGAAGACCCUGGAGAAGAGGAAGGGGACCAUGGGAGCAUCAGUGAGGGAGGUGACACUCAUGAAGGGUAUGGAGACAGCAGUGGGAGCAGUGGAGGUGAGGAUCCUGAUGGAGAUGAGGAUCAGGAGGACACUGAGGUCUCCUUCAGUGAUAUAGAGGAAGACAAAAGCGCCAUGUGUGGUUAUCUAUUGAAAAAGUUGGAUAUAGUGGAACAAGAGGUGGACACACUGAAGGACCCCUCGCAGAAGAAGGCGGACACCUUGAGGAAAGAGGCAGAAUUUUUGAGGGAGUGGUACAGGGAUAUCAGUCGAGACAUGAAAAGGGAACUCAAGGACAAGGUGAUGCACUUGUGGAUGGCACUAUGGCUUAACUCAGUGCAGGGCAUGGAUGCCCUUCAGGAAGUCUUGAACCAAUUCUCAGCAGCGGAGGCGGCUGCAUUGAAAGCAGAGUCUGACUCCUUGAAGGGUUUCCUGCAGGCUGCCCAGAAGGAAGAAACAUUGGCAGAGCUGUCCAACUUCUAUUGCUCACUGGAUGUUCUGCAGGAGUCCCCUCUGCUGAAGAUGGACCCUACAUAUGGUGACCUCCUGAAGGAGGGGGAUGCUAUAAAGGACACCUGGUGCUCUGCGCUGCUGCGUGUCCUGCUGAAGGAGGGUCAGGAGAAGACAACUGCCCUGCAUGAGAAGGUGGACACUGUGCAGGGUAUCUCUCUGGAGCAGAAAGGUGAACUGAGGGCAAAGAUGGACGCUCUCCAGAAACAGAUGGGUCUCCUCUGGGAAGUCCCCCUGAAGGAGAUAACGGCCAUGUUGGCAAUGGCAUAUAAGCUGUCCUGUAAACUGAGCUCAGGUCUCACAAAAGAAGAGCACACCAUCUGGAAGAAAGCAUGUGGUCUCGCAGUUACCCCAAUGGUUAACCUGAAGGACGUCUUUCUGUGGAAGAAAGUGUCUGACUUGCAGGCCACCCUUCAUGAUAUCCCUGUGGAGAAACUGAUGAUGCUGGAAAAGAAAGUGAAGUUGUGUAUAAGGAAGGUAAAUGUGUUGCAGGAGAAAAUAUGGGAGCCCUUGAAGGAAGAGCUGGAAAUCCUGAAGGAGAAAUUCGAUUCCCUGAAGGAUUCCUCACAGAAGGAGCCUGGCGAGCUCCAAGAAGAGCUGUAUGAAUUACAAAACAACCUGGUUGAACUGAUGGCAUUUGAAACUUAUCCACUAAAGGAAGCAGUGAAAGCCCUGAAAAAGAGGGUGAAUGCCCUGCAGAAGAAGAUGAACGUCCCCCAGAAGGCAGGUGCCCCCCUUGAAGAAGGUGAUGAAGCCAUGCAAGGGGACAAAACAGGAUUCUCGGAGAUGUUGAAUGCUCAAGAUGCAGGCUGUGCUCCCCAUUCUGCAGCUCAGAAGAGACCUCCUUGUGAACUUCAGGUGACAGAUGAUUCAAGCAAAGCUCUUCAAGAGGCAACGUGUGUGGAGGGUUCUGGGGAGAGUCUCGCUGGCUGUGAACCGGCUCUGACGGAAGGAGCAGGUUCAGAACCUCCCCGUAAAAAACAGAGGAUGAAUCCCACCGGUGGGACCCAAGAGCCUUCUUUGACCCAGGAACUGUUUGCUGUUCUCCAAAAGCACAUUUCCCUUACUAUAAACCAAAGUAUGGAGAAACUGAGCAACAUGGUGAGCAAAUUGCAUGGCACUGCCUUAAAGGAUACAGAAGAAGCAAAAGCCCUGAUGGCUGCUUUGGAAAAAGCUCUGGCACUUUUGAGGUUACUCCUUGAGAAUGCCUGAUAUGAAUCUGGGGUGAAUAAUAAUAAUAAUAAUAAUAAUAAUGUAGAGUCUCGCUUAUCCAACCUUCACUUAUCCAACAUUUUGUAUUAUCCCACACAG
Anolis carolinensis (green anole) is the source of this 2900-nucleotide messenger RNA. RefSeq lists its product as uncharacterized. Lineage: Eukaryota; Metazoa; Chordata; Lepidosauria; Squamata; Anolidae. Bases 51 to 2801 code for a protein of 916 amino acids. The record is from RefSeq and is a predicted model, not a curated record. The transcript is spliced from 2 exons.